Molecule: messenger RNA, 5144 nt
Organism: Sphaerodactylus townsendi
Lineage: Eukaryota; Metazoa; Chordata; Lepidosauria; Squamata; Sphaerodactylidae
Gene: DPY19L4
Product: dpy-19 like 4
Exons: 19
Coding region: 201-2363 (720 amino acids)
Cellular component (GO): nuclear inner membrane
Molecular function (GO): mannosyltransferase activity
Source: RefSeq, a predicted model, not a curated record
UUGAAGGGAAGGAAGAGACACUGGAUCGGUCGCAGGGGUGCUAACAGGAAGUGAGCGGCAGCUUCAGCUUCUCCUGCAGCUGGGGGUGUGUGUUUGAGCAAGUCUAAGGAAGGAGGGACCCCCUCCCGCCCCCUUUCGCCCUGGAGAAGCCGAGUUGCACCUUGUAGCCCUUAGCAGGGGGUUUGCUGCGGGGCCAGAAGAUGGAGGAAGGUACUGUAGAGUUGAGGCAACGGAAGAAGCCAGAUGCCCCUGAAGCUGAGGAUAGAGCUCCAGAAAAGGCAAACGAAGAAUGCCAGAACCCCAAAAAAUCUCCAAGAUAUGUUUUAAUUCCACGGUUUGCAAAACUUUUCUUCGGCUGCAUUGCAGCCAUUGUCAGUGGCAUGAUGUACGCCAUGUACCUUUCAACAUAUCACGAACGCAAAUUUUGGUUCUCCAGCAGGCCGGAGCUUGAGCGAGAAAUCACCUUUCAGGGCGAUAGUGCUGUUUAUUACUCAUUUUAUAAAGAAUUGUUAAAGGCACCUUCCUUUGAAAGAGGUGUGUAUGAUCUUACCCGGGACAACAGAACUCUGUCACUGAAGACCAUGAAUGCAGUGCAGAAAAUGACUUUAUAUCCUGAGUUGAUUGCCAGUGCAUUAUAUCAAGCAUCUGGCAGUGAGGAAGUUAUAGAGCCAGUGUACUUUUACAUUGGCAUAGUUUUUGGACUGCAGGGGAUUUAUGUCACUGCACUGUUUGUAACCAGCUGGCUGAUGAGUGGAACUUGGCUGGCAGGAAUGCUAACAGUCGCCUGGUUCAUUAUUAACAGGGCAGAUACAACUAGAAUAGACUACUCAAUUCCAUUAAGGGAAAAUUGGGCACUUCCAUAUUUUGCAUGUCAGGUUGCAGCUCUUACAGGCUACUUAAAGAGCAGCACCAAUUCUUCUGCUGAGAGAUUUUCCUACCUGUUGGUGAGCGCUUCAACAUACACUUUUAUGAUGAUGUGGGAAUACAGUCACUAUCUAUUGUUCAUCCAGGCUGUUUGUCUCUUCCUGCUAGACACCGUAGCACUUGCGCAGACAGAAAAGGUCCACGAGGUUUACAAAAUCUACUUAUUUUCUAUCUUCCUGGGCUACGUUUUGCAAUUUGAGAAUUCAGUUUUAUUGGUAUCUCCACUGCUGAGCCUUGUAGCAGCUGUACUGCUUGCAAAAUGCCUCCAGAUGAAUACCAAAAAGGGGACGCUUUUUUCCAGGAUGCUGAAAGUGUUUUAUUUUUAUUUGGUGUCCACAAUAACGGUGACUUUGAACCUUGUAGUGAAGACAUUUGUUCCUCAUAAAGAAAAUGAGCAUUUAAUUAAAGUUCUUGAAAUAAAACUGGGUUUAAACAAAACAAAGAACUUCACAAUGAACUGGCUGCUUUGUCAAGAGUCGCUUCAGACCCCGUCCCAAGACUUCUUUCUGCGGCUCACUCAGUCUUCACUGUUGCCUUUCUAUGUUUUAGUGCUCGCCAUUUGCCUUUUCUCUGUAGGUCAGGUCAUUUUUAGCAGAAGUAGUAGCGAACUGAUCAGUGAGUCAUCUACCCUUGAGAAUGGAAGGAUUGGAGAAAGGCCGGAAGUUGUCUAUCAUGUACUGCACACAAUUUCACUGGGGUCACUAACAAUGAUGAUGGAAGGAAUGAAGUAUCUGUGGACACCUUACGUUUGCAUGCUUGCGGCAUUUGGAGUGUGCUCUCCUGAGCUCUGGAUGACCCUUUUCAAAUGGAUGCGACUGAAAGCUGUGCACCCCAUCCUGCUGGCUCUAAUCCUGAGUAUGGCUGUUCCUACUAUCAUAGGCUUCAGCCUGUGGAAAGAGUUUUUUCCUAGGAUAAUGGCUGAACUUUCAGAACUGCAAGAAUUUUAUGACCCCGAUACAGUAGGACUCAUGACCUGGAUAAAGAGGCAGGCGCCUAUUGCCGCUGUGUUUGCUGGCAGCCCACAGCUCAUGGGUGCCAUCAAGCUGUGCACUGGAUGGAUGGUGACCAAUCUGCCUGUGUACAGUGACGAAGACCUACACAAAAGAAAUGAGAAUAUUUUCCAGAUCUAUUCCAAAAGAUCAGCUGAAGAUAUUUAUAAGAUACUGACAUCAUACAAAGCAACCUACCUGGUUAUAGAGGAUUCAAUUUGCAAUGAAGUUGGGCCAGUGAGAGGAUGCAGGAUCAAAGACCUAGUGGAUAUUGCUAAUGGGCAUGUGUAUUGUGAAGAAAGUGACAGCUAUGGCUAUUCAAAAUAUGGCCGUUUUUGUCAGGAGAUUAAAAUGAACUAUUCUCCAUACGUGAAUUACUUCACUCGAGUAUACUGGAACCGGUCCUACUUUGUAUAUAAAAUCAACACUGUGAUAUCCUUCCAGUCCUGAGAAGUCGUGGAGACCUUCUGUUUGAAGACUGACUUUAGGGGACAAAAUUCUUAAACAGGAUGAGGUCAUUUUACAAAGUGUUCUUUUAUCUACAUUGUGUGUACAGCAAAUAGAGACACACUCACAUCAAGUGAGAACAUGCAAAUGCCUACAAGUUGACCCAACUGGAAUGCUGUAGACUGAGUGUAGUACAGCAAGAUGGAGAAAUGUGCUCCAGGGCCUUGGAAAAUACUGAUCAAUCUUGCAAGAGACAACAGUCUUCCACAUUUUUAAAUACCUCUUACCACUUCCUUUGUUGUAAUAAUCUUAUUUUUGUGUGAGUUGUUGCUCUGUUUUCAAUAUUACAGCAAUUAACUGACAGCAAAUUAUCUAGACUUGUUUAAUCUGGACAAUGCAAAACAAGUGACAUGUAAACACACUGGGCAUGAUCCUGACACUAUGCACAUAUAUCUGGAGGCCUUUGUUGUGUGUGUGUUGGGGGGGAGUGUCUCUUUUUGCAACUACUCUCAAGCUUCCACUAAACUGCUUUUUAAAAUUAGGGAAGUAUAUAAAAGCUCCUUGGCUUUGAUAGGGGUGGUGGAUGAUGCUAACUGAGGUCAUGGUAGAAGCAGAUGGGCCCACACCUUCUCUUAUACUAGCUUUUCAUAGUUAUGACUGGUGGCUGUGGUCUACUUGCUGUUCAAGAUGCUGCCAGCUCUCAUGGGUUUUUAAUGGAGUGUGAUUGUAUCCUAUGAAAGAAACAGAUUAUGCAUCUUUUUAAUAUAAAAAUAUCCUCAGAAACAUCUGGCAAAUGUCUUUUUAUAUGAAUAGUUCUGUUGGAUGUCUGUUUUUGGAGACCAGCAAGUUCUAAUAAAUAGAUAACUCAUUCUCCAAGCAAACGGAGGGCUUAGAUUUUUGUUGAUUUUAGCCACUUCAUGGAAAACUUCAUGGCCUGCUUAGCCAGAUCUACUGGCAUUUACUAUUUUGCCCAGUUAGCCUUGCUAAAAUAUUUUUUGGCAAAUUGGGGUUUUAAAAUCCACACACUGCAAAUCAAGCUAAUAACUGCAUUCUUGGUUUUUUUAAUAUAUAUAUAUAUUGAUUUGGAAUCUUCAUCUGUUUCUUAUUCCCUUUAUCCUGAUUGUGCGACCUUUAUUUUUCCUUCUGAGCUUGUUACAGUAGUCCUUAAACAAACUGAAGGGUUUUUACUUUAAGAGGAGGCUUUGAAAACAUUCCCUGGCUACCUGCGGAAGGCAUUUUAUCCAAAGACUACAACUGUUCUCACUUUACACAUCUGCCAUGCAUAAAGGAGAGAUGAGCCAGGGAUAGCAAAUACAUAAACACACACAAUUGAGUUUGUGUACUUCUAUCACAUGCAUUUUUACGUAGUGUUCGUUGGCUGAUCAGUGGUGGUUGUAUAUGCCGGUCAAACAACUUGGAUGCAAGAUUUUAAAAAAUAUGUCACGGUUGUGUGUCUGAUCGUUUGUUUUAAUUGUUGUUAAAUUGAGCUUGAAGAACUCUCCACUUUGGUCGGAUGGGGACUAGCCCAAAACACUCCAUAGAGUUUUAAUCAUAGUGGGGUUGUGAUUAGCCUAAGAACCGAAGUAGCUUUUGAGAUGCAUUUGUUUCAGUAAGGUCUGUGUGUGUGUGUUAUGUGCUAAACCUUUCGGACUAUUCCAGUGCGUUUCUGCCUCUGCACUGAAUGGCUUUUGUUGCUGUGGUAAAGUAUAGCAGAUAUGGUUUAUUUUGGUGCUGUAAGGGAAAUUUUAACCUUUUACCUAUAAUAGUAAGGCAUACUGAUGUAAAUGGUUGCUUUUUGACAGUUUAUGAUUAGUCCUCCAAAAUCCCCAUCAAUCAGGAACUUCUGCUGGGCAACCCCCCUUUUAUUUCCAUGAGUCCCCAGCGGCAUGCUGCUGUGAUUAGCAACUAUACGUUGGUACCCUGUGCAUCAGUUUCUAGUCCCUCAUUCAUAACUGCUGCAUUUACGGGUUAGCAGUCAUUGACUUUGCUAUACCUUCUUUCAGAAUCCAGUAUUUAUUUCAGCUCCUAAAAAGGACUUCAUUUUUUUAGUAUUACUUCAGUGAUGAAUAUGGGUCUUUUGCAGAUUUUACAUAACAGUUAUGUGGGAACCACAGAGAACCAUUUUACACACAGAAGAUAAAUAUUUUUUCCUGGUUUGGUUGUUCCAUUUUAUCUCAUUUGAGCUGUAGUGUAAUGCUUGAGCUUAAUCUUCAUGUCUGUAGUGAUCUUUACAGACUGCAUCUCAUGUAUUUUUUUUUAAUUUUUUGCUGUAGAACUGAAAUCUGGAGGAUUUCAAGGUUGUGUUCAGCUUUGGAGAGUUAUUAUGGAGUUGUUUGACUUUCCAGAAAACAUAUUCAUGUGAGGGAGAAAAGAUGGGCCUAUCAGGGUUGCUAGCUACAGAGUAAGGAUUUUUGAAAUAAUGCUACUAUUUAUGUCUCUUAAGAGCAACUGAAGCAGAAUAUAACAUGGCAGAUCUCUUUUGCUGGCUGUUGAGUAGCCAGAAAUGGGGGAGAAGGGUGUGUUUGGGAUUUGAUCACUUCUGUCAAAUACCACAGUUUUCCUGAUGUUCCCUGAAGACUUUAGAGGUAUUGUAAUGUAGAAAUUUUGUAAGCAGCACCCUAAGUUAGAAAUUUAUCAUACAUUUUAUGUUUCUGAUAAAAGAGAAAUGAGUGUAAUACUAAGCAAAAGAUUGACACAUUCACACCCCCUGCUGUUGAUGUUGUAAUCCAUUUGGAAAAUGUGCCUUGGGGAAUUUUUAAUUAAAGAAACAAGCAAAAACCUUCA